Molecule: messenger RNA, 1994 nt
Organism: Setaria italica (foxtail millet)
Lineage: Eukaryota; Viridiplantae; Streptophyta; Magnoliopsida; Poales; Poaceae
Exons: 1
Coding region: 779-1603 (274 amino acids)
Source: RefSeq, a predicted model, not a curated record
CCCCCAUCUCUCUUUCCUUGAAGACAAUCUUUGCUUGGCUUUUGCACAAGCAAACAGCACAGACACGGCCGCUCACUCUCUGAGCCAGGUCUCACUCAGCGCCACCACCUCCCCCAUGUGAUGUGAAGCCGUCCCCUGUCUCCUACCUCUCUCUCUCUCUCUCUUGUUCUUUCUCUCUCCUCCAUCUUGGACACAGAGCCCUCCUUACCUUAUCACCAAUUCACCAUACAAGUCAGUAGUCACUGCUGCAUUUGUUUCGGUGCACUCUGUCUCUCUGUUCUUGCUCUGUCUCUGCUUUGCUUUGGUCCUCCUCUUCUUCUUCCUCCACAGAGCUCCUCCCCUCACCCAGGGCUUGGUUGGGUCAACUGUCUCUACUCUCUCUUCCUCCCUGCUCAGCUCUUUGAUUGCUCCCACUGUUGCAGCUAUUCUUGGCAGGUUUCUCUGUUCCCACCGGUGGUGGUUGCUGCUGCUGUUCCAGUUCCUAACCGUUCUUGGUUCUCUCUCUGUCAGAGUGGUAGGAUACAGCCACAUAGGUGGCGAAAUCCUGAGCUUUAUUUGUAGAUUCAGCUUCCCUGCUCUCUGGCAAUCUCUGAACAAGUUCUGAGCUUUUGAGCGGCAGGAGAAAAAUCUGACCUGGUUUCUCUUAGCAAAAAAAAGCAAGCUUUUUGAGGCAGCUUCCAGCUUUGCUUUCUUGCUCUUGUUCGUGUUCUUGGAUUCUUUCGUCCUUUCCCUCUAAUGGUGGAUCCCAACUAGUUUGCUUCGAAGAAGAAGGCAAAAGAUGCGAGCUUUGAGCAGAAUAGGUGUUGGGCUCGCGGUGGUGUCGGCGCUCCUCCUUCUCGCGCUCACCGCCGAGCUCUACUACAUCUUCGUGCACAAGCGCCGGCUGCGGCGGCGCGCUGCCGCCAUCUCCGAUGCGGCCUCGUCCCCGUCAUCCUCCUCCCGCGAGCUCCUCCAGCUCUUCUGCUUCAAGAAGCCCCCCGCCCUCGCGUCCACCUACGCGGUCCAGGAGCCGUCGUCCGCCGUGGCCGUGGCCGUCGGCGGCGACGGGGAGGACGGCGACGACGACGAGACGGUGGAGGCGCAGCUGAUGCGGCUCGGCAGCGUCGUGGGCCCCACGAGGCUGCUCUUCACCAUCAAGGAGGAGACCCGGGAGGACCUCGAGUCCGACGACGGCCACAGCCGGAGCCGCAGCCUCGGCGAGCUGCUGCAUUGCUCCGAGACGCCGCCGUUCCUCACGCCGCGGGCCUCGCCGUCGCCGGUGCUGGACAACUCCUACAACCCGCUGUUCGAGUCCCCGGCGACGAGCCCGGGCCCGGCCCCGGCGGUAGUGUCGCCGCCGCCCAAGUUCCAGUUCCUCAAGGACGCCGAGGAGAAGCUGUACCGCCGGGCGCUGGCCGAGGAGGCCAUGAGGGCGCGGAGGUCGCCACCGCCGCAGCAGCAGCCGGCGUCGCCGGUGCCCGGAAGGGAGGACGGCGGGUACAUUACCAUCGUGGUGGGGAAGAACAACCGGUCGGUCAUCCCCCCUGCCGCCGCCGCCGCCGCCCACAGCCGGCGGUGGCCAUCAGUGAGCGAGGGAGUUGUUCAGAUGGACCAGAGGUUUUGACGGAUGGAUUAACUUGCUUGAGCAUUACUACCUCUGCUUCAGUGUUCUAGUGUAGCUCUUGUGGAUGUAAACUUUCUUCUUCCUUUUUUUUGUUUGGUCUAUGGUCUUGUGAUCAUGCCAAAUUGGAUUAUUGGAUGUAUAUAACAUCAAAGUGAUGAGGAAUUGAUAAGCUCAGAUCAAUAUGUUCAUUUUUUUUUCUUUUCUUGUUCUCAGUCGAUUUUGUGACCUUGUGAGGUGUUAAUUUUUGGAGGCACAAAUGUGUAGCUUGGUGCAGUGCUUCAGUGGAACCUAGCUUUUUGGUAUGUGUUUUUUCUUGGUGUCUGAUUGUACUUGUAAACGGUGUAUGGAAUAAUGGAAUGAGGCAUACAGCUAGCUAUGCACAUGAUAUGAA